Messenger RNA from Athene cunicularia (burrowing owl), 5420 nucleotides. RefSeq names its product multimerin 1 (gene MMRN1). Gene Ontology annotation, molecular function: extracellular matrix constituent conferring elasticity; protein binding. The record is from RefSeq and is a predicted model, not a curated record. The transcript has 8 exons. NCBI's taxonomy places the organism in Eukaryota, Metazoa, Chordata, Aves, Strigiformes, Strigidae. The coding region runs from base 81 to 3641 and encodes 1186 amino acids.
UCAGGAGGAGGGAGAAGCUACAGGAUUUCUUGCUUGGGAGAUAAAUGUGAGAUAACUUGUAGCAUUUGCAAACCAGCAGAAUGAAGGAGACAAUCUUAUUACUGCUCCUAUUGCACUUACAGAGUGGCAGCAGUGGAUUUAAUACUCCAGAAAAACUCUGGACCACAGGCCAGGGUGGUGAAACCUGGACAAGUCACUCAGACUUGAUUCCAACUCUGACUUCAAUUGUGGGGUCACCCCAUUCUGAGAUCCAAGCUGAUGAAGCAAGUUCUUCACAGGGAGGAUCUUCAGUCAAGACUCUGGGAAUGAAAGCAGUGAAGAAAACCUCCAAUUCUGCAAUCUCUACCCCUGAAAGCCAGUCAAAUGAACAGAGUGAUGGUAACUCUGGCAAAGAUAAGAUGGGAAGCUCAUCUACCAGCAAAAGGACGUCUCUACAAAGCAGAGGGGUUCCUCUCCAGCAAGAGGUCAUUACAAGCCGCAAUACAUCUACAGGGAACGGAUCUCUCAAGCAGUCAUCCUAUAGCACUGGUAUCACCAGCACCCAGCAGGAUGCCAACUCCAAAACAUCCGGCUUUGAAACUACCAGGGGAAAGAACUGGUGUGCUUAUGUCCAUACCAGACUCUUACCUACAGUGGUGGUGGACAAUUUGGAAACCUUCUUAUCGGGCAGAGCGAAGCCUUGCACUUGGCAUAUUGGAUCCUGUGCUCAGAGGUCCCAGACAGCAACACACCAAGCCUACAGAAUCAAACAUACAAUAGUAACAUCGCUGGAGUGGAAGUGCUGUCCUGGGUACAGUGGGCAAAACUGCCAGCGCAAAGCUCAAGAACAAGAAUCACUUAUACACAGCAACCAGGCUGAAAGCAGCAGAACCGUCAAUGAGAGGACACCAGCAGCUCCUCAGGACAGCAAUGGGCCAGCACUUACACAAAAAAUGAAUGAGAAGAUUAGCAGCCAGGAGACGAAACUGACUUUUCUACAGAGGAAGGUUGACAGCAUUACUGCUGCAAUGAAUGAUGUGAGCAAGAUGCUUUCUUCUCUUGAAGGCAAAAUCAAUGAAGAUAAGGGCAGAAACUUCCAGUCUUUUCUAAAAGGUCUCAAAUCCAGAAGUGUUAAUGAAUUAGUCAAAGACAUUGUCAUAGAACACAUUAAAGUAUUUCAAGGUGAAAUGCAGGAGAGCAUGGCUCAAGUUUUCAAGACUGUGUCUAGUUUGUCAGAAGAUCUUGAAAAUACAAAAACAUUAGUCAAACAUCUGAAUGAAACCCAACAAAAAUUUGCUCAGGAGAAAGACAGUGGGCCCACAAAGCUUGACAUUCUGGAUCUGAAGAGUCAUAUGGUGCAGAUGAAAGAGGAAAUGACCCUCACUUGUGACAAACCUAUGAAAGCUUUACAGGAAAAGCAGAAAUCCUUGGAAGACAACUUGAAACAUCAACAGUCAAGAAGUAUAAUUUAUUAUGAAUCUUUAAAUAGAACUCUUACUGAAAUGAAAGAUGUUCAUGAACAACUGUUAUCAGCUGAACAGUCUUCAAGCCAAAACAUCCCUUCAGCAGAUAAACUCAUGGAGUACAACAUUACAGAGUACAUGUUCACACUGCAUGAGAAAGUAAAGAAACAAGGCAUGAUGGUGCUGCAGAUCUAUGAUGAUUUAAGAGUCCAAGACAGCAAGAUCAGCAACCUCAGUGUUGCACUGGAAAUUCAGAGAGACUCUGUUCUGGGGGUCUGUGAUGACAUGUUGUCAGAGAGCAGAAGGGAUUUCCAAACACAGCUGGCAGCAACCCAAGAGAAUGUUCUUGGCCUAAACAAAAGUCUCUCUGACCUGAUCCUUCCAUUGGACAAUAAAAUGGACAAAAUGAAUGAGCAAAUUAAUGAUUUGUGCUAUGAUAUGGAGAUCCUGCAACCCUUGAUUGAACAAGGGGUACCUUUUAGUCUCACUUCAGAGUACGAACAACAAAUUCAAGCUGAAGAAAUCAAUGAGAAGCUUGAAAACCUCACUACUGCCGUUAACAGAAUGAAUUCUGCAAUUAAGCAGCUUUCCAAAACUCAGGAAGGACUUAAAAAUGAAUCUCAGGUUUAUCAGGAACUGUUUGAGAGUCGUGUUAAUGAAUGCUCCAUGGAAAUAGAAGAUGGAUUAAACAAGACCAUGACAGUAAUAAACAGUGCUAUUGAUUCUAUUCAGAAUAACUAUGUACUGAAAGAUAUGCUGCAUGCUCUAAGAAAUGAAAGUGAAGUUUGCUGUGGCAGAGCUGAGGAACUGGAGAGCCUCCUGGCUUUCAUUCCUCAGUUCCAACAGUUGAAUGAAUCCCUCUGGACACUACUUAUUGGCAAGAAGUAUGAAUUCACUUCACAGGUAGUGCCAUCCCUUGCUGAUCUUCCAUACCAGGAGUCUGACAAAAAUAUCCUCCACAAUUUCAGACGAGUUUUCUAUAUUUUAAAUGAUACAUCAUCAAAAGUAGACAAUCAACAACAAGAUAUCAGCCGCCUGGAAGAAAAACUAUUUGACUCUGUGGAGGAAUCAAAGGACCAUGAGGUUCGCCUUCUGAAUGUGGAGUCAAAAAUUUCCAAGUUUUUGGCAAACAACUGUGUCUCAUUGAAAAAAAACAAAGCUGCCUCGACAGAGAAAGAACAAAUGGCCUCACUUCAGCUCCAGACACUAAGUUCCAGGAUCAAGGCCCUGGAAGCCAAGUCGAUCCGAUUCUCAAACAGCAUUCCACUUCUGAACAAGACUACUCAUGAGGCCUGGGGGCUGUGUCAGGAUACGAACAGCAGCAUCCAUAAAGUGAAUGCGAGUAUACCUAUGCUAAUUAAACUUGCUCAGCCAGAUAUCCCCCUGCUGCAGAGAGGCCUUAAAGAGCUCAUUGAAUCUGUGCUUGAAAUAAAAGCAGGAUCUAUCUUGACAAAUUUAACACAGUAUGUCGACAUAUCGGUAACAAACGCAGUGAACAACAUCACCAAACUCCAGAAGCAGGUGAAACCAAUUAUAAAGAAACCAGCUCCAGCUAAAAAAGGAGCAGCAAACAUCACCAUGAGCCUGACAAGCCGAAGUCAGAGAAACACAGAUAAUACUAUAGAUCCAGGGCAGUAUUCAGCUUGUGUCAGUUCCCCGUGCCAGCAUGGAGGAACCUGUAUCAACGACAGACAGAGUUUUAUUUGUGCUUGUCGCCACCCCUUUGGAGGAGUCAACUGCAGUAUGAAGCUGGUGAACGACAAUUCUCUGAGUGUCGAUUUUUCAAAAGGAUCAUACAGAUAUGCACCCAUGGUGGCUUUUUUCGCCUCUCAUACAUAUGGAAUGACAACUCCAGGACCCAUCAGAUUUAACAAUCUGGAUGUCAACUAUGGAGCCUCAUUUGCCCCAGCAACCGGGAAGUUCCAUGUUCCAUAUCUGGGGGUCUAUGUUUUUGAAUAUACCAUUGAAUCAUUUAGUCCACGUGCCUCUGGCUAUCUGGUCAUUGAUGGAAUAGACAAACUCACUUUUCAGGCUGAGAAUAUCCAUAGUAACAAGUACACUGACAGAGUAAUUACUGGAAAUGCUUUGUUAGAGUUAAAUUAUGGUCAAGAAGUCUGGCUCAGACUGGCAACUGGCUCUAUACCGGCCAAGUAUCCACCAGUAACUACAUUUAGUGGUUACUUGUUGUAUCGUACCUAAUUCAGUCACAAAUGUUAUCAGUUACCAUCAAAUGAAGUGAGUUUAUCUUUGCCUUUAAAUACCUACUCACUUACUUACUUACUGCUUAACAGCAGUAAGAUUCUCAGAGUAACCAAAGUGAUGGCCUUUGAAAUGCUGAUUCUCUAAGUUGCUUGGUUGUAGCUCUGUGCACGUCUACAAAGAGAGUCCUCAGGUUGGAGAUGAAGGAAAAAUAAGCAUCUUCCUUAUGUGCUUCCUGGGAAGCACAAAUCUGCUUAAGUUCUACAUUUAUGUUGCAUAGACAUACUUACACGAGGUUGCUAAGAAUAAUUUCUAAAGACAAAUAAAAGCUGGAUUUCAUUAUUGCUUUACAAUCUGUGUGCAUACCAAAGGUGAUGGAUAGAUUUUGAUGGCUCAGAUGUUGGGUUACUACUUAGGUCAUUGUAUCAAGUGAUAAUCACAUGUAUAUAUUCUGACUGGAAAAAAUAUAUUUCUUUUUCAUUUUGGCUGACAUUAUUACCACAUACUUUGAUAUGUCAGCAUUUAGUUGGUUCAUGAUUUUAUAUGUAACCGGUGUGAUGAUGACAGCUUUUAUAUGUAAACUUUGGCCUAUGAAAUACACAAAGUUAAAUGAGAUAAUCAUUGUACUUUCUAAGUUUGAGCUCUGUAAAUCUAUAUACAUUGGCUAACUACUGAGGCAAGAUAAAAUGAACUUCAGUCUCCAUAAACCAGAAUGUGAUUUCCAAGCACCAAUCCAAUUAAAAAAAUAAAUUAGCUCAUGCUAUGACUGCCUGAAAAAACCCCAAAACCCUCAGGUUUACAUCCUUAUCAGCUGCAGGGUCCUGGGUUGCUGCAGUUUCUUGAUAUCCCAUCGACUGGUGUGACUGACCAGGUUUGUUUCUGGUUAUUGCCUUUGUUAAUGCUAACUGAGAAGGUUUUACAUCUCUGUGUGUUUGUCUACCUCCUUUUCCUUAUCCUCCCAGCUGAAAAAAUAGUUUCUCACACUCCAUGUGUCCUUGCCAAUUAGUGCCACCAACCAGGUUUGUUCUCAUCACUGCCUCCCUUACCAUGUGUCAGGCAGGUUUGUCUCUGCCUGUUCUUGUUUGUGGCUUCUUUGACCAGCUGCCCUUAAAGGAGCAGACACUCUCCUUCCCUGGGCCUUAUAUUCAGUUAUUGUUAAUCACUGUGCUCCAGGGAUCUAUGCCAGUUUGCUGAAGCCCAGAAUGUUUUGAAGCUCCCUGAAUGAUUUUGUUUUCCACUGUCAGGAACUUUUCUUGAAAACACAUGAGAAUCUUCAGCUCUCUUCUUGGUAUUACUUAAGACCUUACCAGAUCUUAAGAUGAACAUGCAUGAAAUGACUGAAUUCUUCUGUGCUGUAUGUGGAUAAGAGAAUUCACAGCAUCUUUCCUCAGGCAUAUAAAACUUGUCCUGGUUUCAGCUAGGGCAGAGUUAAUUUUCUUCCUAGUAGCCAGUACAGUGCUGUGUUUUGGAUUCAUUGUGAGAAUAAUGUCACUAACACACUGAUGUUUUAGUGCUUGCUAAGUAGUGCUUAUCCUAAGUUAAGGAUUUUUCAGUUUCCCAUGCACUGCCAGCGAGCAGGUGCACAAGAAGCUGGGAGGGAGCAUGGCCAGCAGAGCUGACCUGAACUAGCAAAGGGAUAUUCCAUACCAUAGAACAUCCUGCCCAGUAUAUGAACUGGGGGGAGUUGGCCAGGAGGGGCUGAUCGCUGCUCAGGCAUUGGUCAGCUGGGGGUGAGUAACUGCACUGUCUUCUUUUGGGUUUUAUUUCUCUUUCUCUAUU